ACUUUUACAAAGCGUAAAAAUGGCGACGAUGACUUCAUUAGAAGCCUACCAGGCAGCACUGAUUUUGUCGGGGACAGGUGACGCACUGGGCCUGGGGUGCAAAAAUGAAGGGAGCCCAUCCGGUGCCGAAGUCCAACAAUCGAUGUCUUCAAUGGGCGGUGUUGACAAGAUUGAAGUCAAGCCACCAAAAUGGCCGGUCGGACAAAACACCGUGCUGCAUCUGGCGACGGCCGAGGCACUGGCCACGGGCCGGACAUCUGAGACGCUGUGGCCGGAAUUCGCAGCGCAGUACGUGGACUGCAUGUCGGCUCGCAUGAUGGAGAACCGGCGGCCCAGCACGAGCCUCCUCCGGGCGACGGCCUUGCUUCGGCCGGCCGAGCCCCAGGGAUGGGAGCUGCCGUUCGACGUCUCACGCACGGCCGUUGAGGCCUGCCCGGCCGUCCGAUCGGUGUGCAUCGGACUUCGCUUCCACAAGCCCGGCCAGCUGGGUUGCCUGAUCUCCACAGCCGUGGAGUGUGCGAGGAUAACCCACCAUCACCCCACGGCCUACCUGGGCGCCGUCACCUCGGCGCUCUUCACCUCCUACGCGGUGCAGCGCCGCGAGGUCCGCGAGUGGGCUGCCGCCCUCCUCGACGUCAUCCCCGAGGUUCUUGGAUAUGUCGUCUCGACCGGACGGGAUGUGGACGACAACCAGGGGGCGUGGUGCUACUUUGGAGACAUUUGGAAGAAGUACGUGUCUAUGCGAGGCAUCUCGGACGGGGAAAGCGCGCCAAGGUUUCCCCGUAGGUACGGAGCAGAGAGACGGGACGAGGCAUAUCGUCACUUCGCGAUGGACAACAUGGUUCCUGGAAGCUGUGGUCAUGAUGCUCCACUCAUUGCAUACGAUGCCCUAUUGUCGUCCAACUCCUGGCGAGAUCUCUGCGAUAGAGCCGUGUUCCACUGCGGCGAGGGCAGUUCCAGCGGGGCUAUCGCGGCCAGCUGGUGGGGGCUGAUCCACGGUCUCAGCGGCGUUCCACCAGGCAACCACGCCCAGGUGGAGUUCCGGGACAGACUUGUGGAAGCUGGGACCAAGCUAUUUGCCUUGAGUUUUUAGUGUGCGUUGUGCGCGUCAAGUUGUUA
Molecule: messenger RNA, 1119 nt
Organism: Acanthaster planci (crown-of-thorns starfish)
Lineage: Eukaryota; Metazoa; Echinodermata; Asteroidea; Valvatida; Acanthasteridae
Product: ADP-ribosylhydrolase ARH1-like
Source: RefSeq, a predicted model, not a curated record